Messenger RNA from Dentiscutata erythropus, 531 nucleotides. NCBI's taxonomy places the organism in Eukaryota, Fungi, Glomeromycota, Glomeromycetes, Diversisporales, Gigasporaceae. The record is from the annotation of a GenBank genome assembly.
AUGCUAAAAACUCAAUCCUCAAGAGAUGGCUCUGGACUUGUUGAUUUUAAUUCCAAUGAUGAAUUAGAUUUUUCUGCUGAUGAGCUUGACAAUUCAAACUCUUUAUAUAAUACAUCCACAAUACAUAUUAAUCCAUUUCAAAUAAUUAGAUCAGGGCUAAAAAAUACAACUGCAGUAGAUAAUACAAUGAAUUAUCUACGUAUUAGAGGUAGAUUUCUUUCAAAUGAAUAUUCUGCUUCUUUCGAUACACAUAUUUCCCUGAAUGUUACAUCUGACCCUAUAAAAGAUUGCAAUUUGACCAAUGAAAACAACAUUCGCUUAAGUAAUAAUUACGAUGAUGAUCUUCUUAAAUCUUGGCAAGCUACUAUUUUAACUAGAAAAAGAACCCCUAAAAUCUAUUAUCCUGAUAAUUCUAUAAACAUAAAUCCUACCAAAAAUUAUACUCUUAAUGCUGAAAUCGAUCGUCUAAACGAGUGUGAAAAAAGAACAGAAAACCUAGAUUACUGGCCUCUGCAUACUGAAACUUUUUAA